Messenger RNA from Coregonus sp. 'balchen', 576 nucleotides. NCBI's taxonomy places the organism in Eukaryota, Metazoa, Chordata, Actinopteri, Salmoniformes, Salmonidae. The record is from the annotation of a GenBank genome assembly.
AUGGUGUCUCUGGAAGAGGAAGAGGAGGAAGGUUUUUCUCUGGGGGAGCCUAUGGACUGCAGCAGGUCUCCUGACACACUAGAGGGUGAUGUCCCUACACCAGGGAGUCUUCUCCUACACCCAGCCUCGUCCUGUUCCUCCCUAUUUUUGCAGCCUAACGGCUGGGGUCACCCAGUCUCCAACGCCCCCCCCUCCUUCCCUCCUCUCCCCCGUCUGGACAACAACAACGGCUCGGCGACGGUGGUCGUCGGCCGUCCGACUGGCUGGAGGGCUAGUGGCUACCACGCCGCAAUCCCGGGCCCCCCUGCUGGCCCCGCCCCUGAGCAAGAUGAGGUAAUUUCCUGUCCGGGCUGUUGUCUGAUUGGUCUGAGCUUUCCGUCCGUGUGCAUGAAGGGGGCGCCGACCCCUCGCCGCUUACCGCCCGGGCGACCCUACCGGAACCUCAACGGGGGCGGCAUCGGUGAAGCAUCAGCUGCCACGGCAACCAAGGGACUGCUUUGUUGCGGGUCGAAUGGUCUCGUUCCUCCGACCGCGCCUUGCGUUCCUGGGCUGCCCCUACCGGAGGCACAGACUUAG